AUGCUGCACACAUUUCUCAAUGAACACAAGGUGGAUUGGUCAAAGGUCAUCUUCAACAAUCUUAUCCAUGUCAUCACAUAUCAAAGAACAUCCCCUGGCGAUAUUUCAAAGAAGAUGGGGUUCGGAUUUAUGGUAAGCCAUCUCCUUACUACAAAGAAUGUCCCUCUCAAAGGAGGAAGACGACCUGGCCAGAAGGCAUGCCACAUGAAGUACAAACCCACGGAUUAUGACAAGCAAAAAGCUCUGGAAUUAGAGAUACCUUUGGAAUUGGUCAAAUCUCAACGCAAGACCAAAAAGGCGAAAGAUUCAGAAGAAGACCAACCAAAGCCCAAACGGAGGAAGACAGAAAAGAGUUCGUCUCACAUAAAGACGAAAGAGAAACCUAAAGAGCAACCAAUAUCUACACCAAAGACUGCACCAGAGCCUCUAGCCGGAAAACCUACCCAAACACCACCUGUUCCAUCCAAGAAUCCAGUAGUUGUGGAGGAUUCUUUUGAUGAUGAUGAUAAUCUCAUUCUAUCCAAUCUCGGGCAAAGAUCAACAGGACGAUUCCGCUCUCCUGUAAAAGAAAAACCUGUUCCCCCUCCUUCGUCAAAGUUGGAUGAAGAGACGAAAGAAAUAUCUUCCCAGAAAGAAGAUAAGACGAAAGAAGUAUCUUCUCAGGGGGAAGAUAAGACGAAAGAAGCUCCUUCACAGAAGGACGAAAAGACGAAGACAAAAGAAGCAUCUUCAAAGAAGAAAGCAAAGGCGAAAGACGCAUCGUCAAAGGGGGAAGCAAAGUCGAAAUCUUCCAAGAAAAGAAAGCACAGAUCUUCCUCAGAUGCAAGCUCUCCAAAAUGCCUCCAACCACAAGAACCCAUUUCAGCAAAGCGAAUAUCCCCAUGUUUGACACAAGAACCUGCUGUUAUGGAAACGAAAGUCAAUCACUUAAGUCUCCCACAAGAACUUGGCUUGCCAGAAGAGACGAGAGAAGUGAUUGCCAACCCGAUUGCUGCUGCUGUUCUUCCCACCGAAAGUUCCCUCCCACAAGAACCUACCCUUGCAGAGCAGGUACCGAAUAUUCUAACACAAGAACCUGCAUCGGUAGUUGAGGACGAAAAAGUGAUCUAUGAAAAGGCUGUUGACCCAAAAACUGUUGUGACACUACCAGAAGCUGCACCAAUCCCUCCAUCAAGAGAUCAACUGCUUCGAGAAUCUAUGGAGAAUGAUUACAAUAGGGUCAUGCAAUGGCAAAAGUGGCGCACAUCUCCAAUAGAUACUCUCCUUGACACAGCUGAAGCAAUGAAGGAAGAAGAAAAAUUGCCUUGGAGUGGAUCGGCACGAAAGAUGUAUAUGAAGCACUGCGUCUUGAGACAAUUCGACGAGUGUAUUCAUAUAAAUGGAUCAAAGGACGACAAUGGCAGAGAAAUUGAUGAAGAAAUUGUCUCUGAUGAGAAUGAAGGAUCUGAUGAAAGUAAGGAAGAAGAAAAGGAAGACGAAGAAGAUGAAGAUGCUGAUGAUGAAGAUAAUGGCGCUGAUGAUGAUGAUGACGAUGAUAAUAAUGAUGAUGAUGACAACAAUAAGGGUAAUCCGGAAUAUGACAGUGAAUCUCCUCUCUUAAUCAAUGAUGAUCCCUUACCCGAAAGAACCUCAUCUCAACAUUCAUCCUCAAAAAGUGAUAACAAACAGGAAGCAUCACUUCAGCCUGAAGACUCAAUGCCAACUCGACUUGGAGUUCCUCAUGAUGAAGAAAUUUCAAAUGCACCCAUUGAGGACUUAUCUCGUGCUAUCGUCCUCCACAUUGAUCACAUGGACGAAACUCCAAUCAAGCGAGAAGAUGCUACAAUUCGUGAGGGAAAUCUGGAUGCCUCACCUAUUUUGAUCAGCUCAGCUAGUGGUGGCAAAAAGGAAGCACCACCUUGA
This is a messenger RNA of Ipomoea nil (Japanese morning glory), 1902 nucleotides long. Its product is annotated as glutamic acid-rich protein-like. The record is from RefSeq and is a predicted model, not a curated record. Bases 1 to 1902 code for a protein of 633 amino acids. The transcript has 2 exons. NCBI's taxonomy places the organism in Eukaryota, Viridiplantae, Streptophyta, Magnoliopsida, Solanales, Convolvulaceae.